UGACUCCGUUUUAUAAUUGCUCGUGAAAAUGACUGAUGCCACUCUUAACAAUUCCAUGCUGGGGUAUUUUGCGGAUCCGGAAAAUACGAGCGACAGUCUGAUGGAUUUUAAUUUGGGAAACUUAACGAACGCUGCGCCAAAACCCUUAGGAAAACCGUGCUAUUUUCUAAUAGGGGUAUCGUACGUCUUUGGCUGCGCUGGUAGUCUAAUAGCACUGAUUUAUCUGUGGCAGAGGAAAAACGUGCGGAAUACCAAACAUUCCCUAAUGCUAAAAUGUUUACUCACCAACGAUCUGAUCGGAUUAACGGGGAUGUUUGUGCAGAUGUACCUGCAGUCUUCUCUACCGGAGCAACUCACCAAAGAAUAUAUACACUAUUUCUGCAUUUUCCGGGUAGUUUGGCGUGUGUUCGGCAUCAGUUCCGGCUGCGUUGCGUUCGUCAUGGCACUCGAACGGUACAUAGCUCUAACGAAGCCGUUCUUCUAUCACAAGCAUGUGUCCGAUAAAAUGAUUAGAAGGUCGAUUUUCCUACUCUGGGCAAUCGGAGCAUUCUUCACGUUCCUCCCACUUUUUGGCUUCGGAAUCUACUACGACGAGAAGAAGCAGGAUUGCGUUCGAUAUAGGGAAGCCACGGAACUGACCGACGUCGCCUACGCGUAUCUGUUCUUCGCCGUUGGUAUCAUACUCUGCAUCGGUAUCGUGAUUUGCAAUCUGAGCGUACGGAAAGUUUUGUACCAGUCACACCACAAAAUGCGUCGCCAGUUUCGCUCGGUUCAACCAACUCCGAUGCUGGAGCGAUCCACCACUCGAAUUUCCCAAAAAUCGGCCAGCUUCACCGAUUCCUCCAUUUUUCGCAUGAUGGGCGAGCCUACGACGGAGGAAAUUCGAUUCGCCAAGCUGAUGACCUUUCUUAGCAUCAGUUUUUUGGCCUGCUGGCUUCCCCAGAUGGUUUCGAUAGUGCUGUCCCAGCUGCUGGAGAAACCGUUGCGAGAUCGAUAUAGCUGGUUUUUCCGCCUGUCGGACAUCCUGAUUCUGUUACAUUUUAUGCUUGACCCGUACAUCUACGUCCUGUUCAGACAAAGCCGUCGAAGCGACUUUCGGACCAUGAUCCGGUACGUGUUCAGUCGGAAUCAGUUCAACAUCGUGGAAACGGCCCUCAGUCCUAUACAAAAGACAAUCAACUCGUCUCCUCUGCCGUAG
Messenger RNA from Sabethes cyaneus, 1198 nucleotides. RefSeq names its product prostaglandin E2 receptor EP2 subtype. NCBI's taxonomy places the organism in Eukaryota, Metazoa, Arthropoda, Insecta, Diptera, Culicidae. Gene Ontology annotation, biological process: positive regulation of cytosolic calcium ion concentration; adenylate cyclase-activating G protein-coupled receptor signaling pathway; inflammatory response. Gene Ontology annotation, cellular component: plasma membrane. The record is from RefSeq and is a predicted model, not a curated record. Gene Ontology annotation, molecular function: G protein-coupled receptor activity. The coding region runs from base 29 to 1198 and encodes 389 amino acids. The transcript is spliced from 5 exons.